ACCACUCUUCAACACUCACUACCAGACUGUCCACAAAAAAAAGUCUUCACCUUUAUUCAUUCAUCUUCUUCUUCUUCUUCUUCUUCCCAAUAAAAAGAGUAAACAAAGAAGAAGAAGAAAACAAAACAAACAACCAAAAAAUGGCAUCUUCAUCACUCCCAAUCUCACCAUCCCCUACACCAGACCCAUCUCAAGCUCUGCUCUCACACAGCAAAAUUGAAUCUUCCCUUAAACAUCCAAAUCAAAAACCCACAACAACCCUCAUCUUCAUUUCACUUCUCCUCAUCACUUGCAUUGCUCUUUCUUCAUCAAUCGCAUUUGCAUUCCUUUUCUUCUCCUCCGCAUCAUCUUCACAUCCCACUGCUCUCAAAACCCCAAUUCAACUCACAACCCGUCCAUUACAGAAACUCAAGAAACCAGUUAUAAUCUUAAUUUCUUCAGAUGGGUUUCGAUUUGGUUACCAAUACAAAACAGAUACACCAAACAUUCAUCGAUUAAUCAAUAAUGGGACUGAAGCAGAAAUGGGUUUAAUCCCUGUUUUUCCAACACUUACUUUCCCUAAUCAUUACUCAAUUGUCACCGGUCUUUACCCUGAAUCACAUGGGGUUAUCAAUAAUCGAUUUACUGAUCCAAUUUCCGGUGAGGGUUUUACAAUGCAGAGUAAAGAACCAAAAUGGUGGCUUGGAGAACCAAUUUGGGAGACGAUUGUGAAUCAAGGGGGGAUUGCUGCAACUUAUUUCUGGCCUGGGUCUGAGGUAAAUAAAGGUUCUUGGAAUUGUGAUACUAAAUAUUGUAAGCAUUAUAAUAGUUCUGUUCCUUUUGAAGAUAGGGUUGAUUCUGUGUUAGAGUAUUUUGACUUUCCUAGUGAUGAAAUCCCUUCAUUGAUGACACUUUAUUUUGAAGACCCAGAUCAUCAAGGUCAUCUAGUUGGACCUGAUGAUCCUGAGAUUACGAAAGCCGUAGCUCAUAUUGAUAGUUUGAUUGGUAGGUUGAUUAAAGGGUUAGAGAAAAGAGGGGUUUUCGAAGAUGUUAGUGUGAUUAUGUUAGGUGACCAUGGUAUGGUUGGUACUUGUGAUCAGAAACUAGUGUUUCUUGAUGAUUUGGCCAAGUGGGUGAAGGUGCCGAAAGAAUGGGUCCAAUCGUAUACUCCGGUGUUAGCAAUUAGUCCUCCGGAGGGUGUUUCUCAUUCGGAUGUUGUGGCGAAAAUGAAUGAAGGUUUGGCGUCGGGUAAGGUUAAGAAUGGGAUGAAUUUGAAGGUUUUUCUCAAGGAGGAUUUGCCGAAACGGUUGCAUUAUGCUUCGAGUUAUCGAAUUCCACCUAUUAUUGGAUUGGUUGGAGAAGGGUAUAAGGUAGAACAGACGAAUGUGAAGAGGCAAGAAUGUGGUGGCGCUCAUGGUUAUGAUAAUGCUUUCUUCUCCAUGAGGACUAUAUUUAUAGGUCAUGGCCCUCAGUUUGCUAGGGGUUGCAAAGUUCCGUCAUUUGAGAAUGUUCAGAUUUAUAACUUGCUAACUUCAAUUCUUAAGAUAAAAGGAGCUCCAAAUAAUGGUACUUCAUCGUUUGUGGAUUCCAUUCUUUUGAAUGAAUCCCGGUGAUGUUAGCUGUAAUGGAACAUCCAGAAAUGAUUUGUAGCUGCAUCCGUCAUUGCAAAAAUAGCAGCAAACAGGUGUGCAGAAUGUUCAUGGGGCAGGUAAAACUUAAAUUAUAUAUGAGUUCUAGUUUUCGUGUUUAGUGGGUUUAACUGUUAUCAUUUGGCAUCCUUGUCAUAAUAAUCCUAGUACAUAAGCAUAAUGGUCGCCAUAUCCUGGUUGUAAUUCUGUAAAACUUCCUAUGUUUUCGUAGGAAGCUGUGAAUGAAAUUUCCACGCGACAGUUCUCCACUC
Messenger RNA from Papaver somniferum (opium poppy), 1879 nucleotides. RefSeq names its product venom phosphodiesterase 2-like. Bases 141 to 1592 code for a protein of 483 amino acids. Lineage: Eukaryota; Viridiplantae; Streptophyta; Magnoliopsida; Ranunculales; Papaveraceae. Gene Ontology annotation, cellular component: vacuole. The transcript has a single exon. The record is from RefSeq and is a predicted model, not a curated record.